Messenger RNA from Paramecium sonneborni, 1039 nucleotides. Lineage: Eukaryota; Ciliophora; Oligohymenophorea; Peniculida; Parameciidae. The record is from the annotation of a GenBank genome assembly.
AUGAUUGAAGAAAGAGAUAUAGCUUGUUAGACUACUCUUGAAUAUAACGAAGGUAAAUUAUAUUAAAUAGCAAAGUCAAUGAUAAUUUUGCUGAUCCUUUAUAAUAAUAAAUACAAUCUCCUAUCAAAUAAAUUUAAGUUAGAUAAAGAAGCUAAACAACUUAAUAAAAUUCUAAAUAACUUGUAAUUCUAUAGACAAGAACUCCUAAAAAAUAAUCAAUGGCCCAUAUUGCUGAUUUAAAAUAGUAAAUUUUAAGUAUUGCUUAAAAAUUUGAUGAAAUAAUUAAUAAGGAGUAAGCAUAAAAAAAAUAAAUUCCAAUAAAAUCAUAAGAAAUUCAAGAUUAUGAGAACAUAAUUAAAGAUCAGAUGAUUGAAAUAAAAUCACUCUAAAAUUAAAUAGAAACAAAUUAGAGAAGAUUACAACUAAGUUUGGAAGAUAAAGAAAUAACAAAACUUGAAGAUAAGUUAAAGUAUUUAUAGGAGUUAGAAAAACUCUUAAAAGAUGAAAAUAAUUCAAUAAAAAAAAUUCAUAAUUAACAGCAAUAAGCUUUAAAUUAAUUAGGAAUAAAUGAAUAAGAUGAAAAAAUAGUAAUAAUAACUAUUAUUUUUAGAGGCUUGAGAAAUUGACCAUUUUAAAACAAGAAAAAUAAAAAAGUAAACAAUUGUAAGAAUUAUUGAGAUAAUUAGAAAAUUAAUCAAAAUAGAAUCAUAAUAAUUGUUAUAAAUAAGUAGAGAAGUUAAGAUGGAUUGAUAAUAGAGUGUUAGAAUACAAUAAGAAGAAAAAGAAAAAACUUAUUAGCAAAGAUGAUGUUUAAAUAUUAGAAAGUCAACUGUAAGAAUUAAUUUAAGAAGUUGAAUAAAAAAAUUAAACAAAUUAAUCAAAAUUAAAAGAAUUAGAGAGGGAAAGAAAAUAAUUAACAAUUGAUGUUGAAAUUAGGGAAAGACAAUUAAAAGAGAAAGAUAAAGAGUUAAAAUUAACAAUUAUGAAAUUCAAUGAGAAUAAAAGAUUUGUAAUUAGAAACGAAAUAAUAAAACAAUGA